This is a messenger RNA of Megalops cyprinoides (Indo-Pacific tarpon), 1164 nucleotides long. RefSeq names its product gap junction alpha-8 protein-like. Gene Ontology annotation, cellular component: connexin complex. The record is from RefSeq and is a predicted model, not a curated record. The transcript has a single exon. The coding region runs from base 1 to 1164 and encodes 387 amino acids. Gene Ontology annotation, biological process: cell communication. NCBI's taxonomy places the organism in Eukaryota, Metazoa, Chordata, Actinopteri, Elopiformes, Megalopidae.
AUGGGUGACUGGAGCUUCUUGGGAAACAUUUUAGAAGAAGUAAAUGAACACUCGACGGUUAUAGGAAGGGUGUGGCUGACAGUGCUCUUCAUCUUUAGGAUUUUAAUCUUGGGCACGGCCGCCGAGUUCGUCUGGGGAGACGAGCAGUCGGAUUAUGUUUGCAACACCCAGCAGCCGGGUUGCGAGAACGUCUGCUACGACGAGGCUUUCCCCAUCUCCCACAUCAGACUCUGGGUGCUCCAGAUCAUCUUCGUCUCCACUCCCUCGCUGGUGUACGUGGGCCACGCUGUGCACCACGUUCACAUGGAGGAGAAGCGCAAGGAGAGGGAGGAGGCCGAGAUGACCCGGCAGCAGGAGAUGAACGAGGAGAGGCUGCCGCUGGCACCCGACCAGGGCAGCGUCAGGACCACCAAGGAGACCAGCACCAAGGGCAGCAAGAAGUUCCGGCUGGAGGGCACCCUGCUGAGGACCUACAUCUGCCACAUCAUCUUCAAGACCCUCUUCGAGGUGGGCUUCGUGGUGGGCCAGUACUUCCUCUACGGCUUCCGCAUUCUGCCCCUGUACAAGUGCAGCCGCUGGCCCUGCCCCAACACCGUCGACUGCUUCGUCUCACGCCCCACCGAGAAGACCGUCUUCAUCAUCUUCAUGCUGGCCGUGGCCUGCGUCUCCCUCUUCCUCAACUUCGUGGAGAUCAGCCACUUGGGCCUGAAGAAGAUCCACUUUGUCUUCCGGAAGCCUCCCCAGCAGCAAGGGGAAGGGCCAGCCCCGGAGAAGGGCCUGCCCUCCAUGGCCAUCUCCUCCAUCCAGAAAGCCAAGGGCUACAAACUGCUGGAGGAGGACAAGCCCGUGUCCCACUUCUUCCCCCUAACAGAGGUGGGCAUGGAGGCUGGCAGGCUCUCCACACCCUUCGAGACAUUUGAGGAGAAGGCAGGUGAGGCGGGACCCCUCGAAGACAUCUCCAAGGUGUACGAUGAGACUCUGCCCUCCUACGUUCAGACCACUGAGCCAGAGAGGGUUCAGCAGGAGGAGGAAGAGGAGGAGGAGGAUGAGGAAGAUGAACCUCCAGCCGAGACGGAGGCCACGGAGACGAUAGAAGACACCAGACCGCUCAGCAGUUUGAGCAAAGCCAGCAGCAGGGCCAGGUCAGAUGAUUUGACAGUAUGA